AUGUGGAGCAACGGUUCAAUAUCAAUUUCUACAUUUAUCCGUCGCUACCGUACCUCUGUAUCUUUAUGCACCCUUGUCAUUAUUCUAUUUCUUGUCAACGUCUCCAUCCAUUCCAAAAACCAAGAAGACUUACUUUUAGCACAGAAUAAAAAUGCGGAACCAGAUUUUUCGAUAACAGAAGAGCUACGUAUGCUGAGAUUAGCAUUUCUCAAAUGGAGAACAUGCAUGAGAGAAAUUCUGGAUGAUCAUCAGCUUUCACUAGAUGAUAUGGAUCCACAAGAUCCGCAGUUUAGUUACUUGCAAUGGUUGGUCAGUCAAGCCGAUAAAAAGCGAAAAGAAUCUGAGGAGGAUACUAGCGAAAAUUUUGAUCAUCUCUGGCACAAAUUGGGUUCAUAUGCAGAUAAAUGUCGUUCCAAAACAGAUUUAUGGCAUAUGGAACCUGAAACAGUCGUUGGAACUGCUCUAAAGUUUUUUAUGCCCUCACCUUCGGACACUUCAGCUACGUUUGUUCGUGUCGGAAUCGGAGCGAAUGUUUCUAUUGAGCGGUAUUUCAAAAAACGGUUGUCUCCGGAGUCUGAAUUUUAUGGUGCCGACCCUGUUUUUCUGGAAAACUCACAAAUUUAUUCACCAAUAGGGAUAUUCUUCCCGUUCGCAGUUGGUAAUGAGACAGGAUUGAAACAAGCAACAUUGAAGUACUCCACAGAAAGAGUAUCUUCCAAAUUUGUGAAUCACAUUGGAAUCGAUAUAUUUUUCCAAAAUCUCAUCAGAAAAGAUAUCAUCGACUACUUGAUAUUUGAAGGAGACGGUGGAGAAUAUGAUAUGAUGUCUCAUUUAGCAAAAGGUGGAACACUUGAAAAAGCUGGAAUCACUGUGUGUCAAAUUAACAUUGAGUAUCAUCUUCCAAAGGAGAUGAAAGAUCCGAGGAAAGAAAUAUUCCGGAAACACAUUAUUCAAUUUAUUAGAGAUCGAAAAUACACACUACUUUCUGUGACAAACAUGGGUAACUUACGAGUCUUCUGGGUAAACACGUCUUCACUGGAAUGUGCAAGGAGGUAUCUGGAGCGAUUAUUUUCAAAUGAUGUUGAAUUGGUUUGA
Caenorhabditis remanei is the source of this 1095-nucleotide messenger RNA. RefSeq lists its product as uncharacterized. NCBI's taxonomy places the organism in Eukaryota, Metazoa, Nematoda, Chromadorea, Rhabditida, Rhabditidae. The record is from RefSeq and is a predicted model, not a curated record. Bases 1 to 1095 code for a protein of 364 amino acids. The transcript is spliced from 9 exons.